Molecule: messenger RNA, 4245 nt
Organism: Calypte anna (Anna's hummingbird)
Lineage: Eukaryota; Metazoa; Chordata; Aves; Apodiformes; Trochilidae
Gene: LAMB3
Product: laminin subunit beta 3
Exons: 26
Coding region: 401-3904 (1167 amino acids)
Source: RefSeq, a predicted model, not a curated record
UUGUCUGGACGUGAUGCUGCUCAUCUGAUCCCUACGGGCCAGGGCCUGAACCUCCAGGUGAUGGUUACCUCACCCUGUGGAGUCGCUGGGGCAGGAGGAAAGGAUGGAUCAAGGUGUUUGGGAUAAUGAAUCCAAAGAGCUCAGAGCCUGUGUCUGAGGUGCUGAUAGUGGUGCCGAGUGUCACCCUGGUGCACAGAACCUGUCUGAGAGGGUGGGCAGAGGUUCAGGUACCUUGCCGUGAUGCUGAGUUGUGGAGCUACUCUGGAAGGGACCAGUUUCAAGAGAGACUUCUGCCUGAGCUGUGCUGUGGGGUGUGGGUGUCUGGAGAUCCCUGAAUCACUCCCUGAUCAUCGCUGCACCCACAGGCUCCGGGUGCUCUCCCAGGUGUGUCCUCGGUGGGAUGGAUCCUGGCUGCCAGCGUUGGCCCUGGGUGUUGUUUGUACUCCUGGCUGUCCCAUGGGUGCUUGGUGCCCAGAGACCCUGCCCCCAGGGACCCUGCUACCCCCCUGCUGGAGACCUCCUGCUGGGAAGAGCCCAUCUCCUGAGAGCAUCCUCCACCUGUGGCCUCACCAAACCUGAGACCUACUGCACACCCCACAGAGAGUGGAGCAUGAAGUGCUGCAGGUGUGACUCGAGGCUGCCACACUCCUACAGCAGCCACCGGGUGCACAACGUCCUCUCCUCCUCGGGACACUCCCGAUGGUGGCAGUCCCAGAACGGCAUCAAGCACGUCUCUUUGCAGCUGGACCUGGGGCAGACGUUCCAGCUCAGCAGCAUCCUGCUUCACUUCAGGUCCCCACUGCCUGCUGCCAUGCUGCUGGAACGCUCCACAGACUCGGGCAGGACCUGGCAGGUGUACCAGUACCUGUCCUCUGACUGCUCCAACACCUUCCCCCACAUCCCCCAGGGCUCCCCUGAGAGCUGGCAGGAUGCUCGGUGCCAGCUGCUGCAGGGGGACCCUUUACACGGUGGCAAGGUGAAAUUCAGUGUCCAAGACCUGGCAUCAACCAUCACUACCUCUUACAGCCAGGCUGUUGAUAAGCUGGGACAGUUCACCAACCUCCGGAUCAACUUCACUGAGCUCCCCCACAUCCCACGCCAGGGCUUCCACUCCCCAAGCACCUUCUACGCCGUGACGGAGAUGCGGGUGCUGGGGAGCUGCUUCUGCCAUGGCCACGCUGAGAGCUGCACCCCUGCAGGAGACCUGCAUGGAGUGCAGGUGCCCGGGCACUGUGUGUGCCAGCACAACACUGCAGGUCCCCACUGCGAUCGCUGCGCUGCCUUCUACAACAACCACCCGUGGGCUCCUGCAGAGGACAACGACCCUCACGAGUGCCAGAGGUGCAACUGCAACGGGCACUCAACCUCCUGCCACUUUGACCCGGAGCUGUUCCGUGCCACUGGAGGGGUGAGUGGUGGUGUCUGUGACAACUGCCAGCACAACACCCAGGGCAACAACUGCGAGCUCUGCAAACCCAACCAUUUCCGCAACCAGCAGCAAGAUCUCACCCACCCCGAGGCCUGUCUGCCCUGUGAGUGUGACCCAGAUGGCACCGUGCCAGGCUCCAGCUGUGACCCUCAGACAGGGCACUGUGUCUGCAAGGACAAUGUCCAGGGGGAACGCUGCCACCUCUGCAAGCCAGGCUUUGCCCAGCUGGCCAAUGCCAACCCCAUGGGGUGCCACAGAUGUGCCUGCAACGGGCUGGGGACCCGGCAGGACGUGCCCUGCGACGACGAGACGGGGAGAUGCUUCUGCCUGCCCAACGUGGUGGGGACGGGCUGCGAGCAAUGUGCCCCCGGGCACUGGGGGAUGGGGAGCGGCCACGGCUGCCGAGCCUGUGACUGCCACCCCCCCGGCUCCCACAGCCCCCACUGCAACCAGUUCACAGGACAGUGUCCGUGCAGAGAAGGCUUCACGGGGAGGACGUGCUCGGUGGCACAGGAGCAGGUUUGCCCAGACAGGCACUUUGGGGACAUCCGGAUAGGGUGCAGAGAGUGUGACUGUGACUUCCAGGGCACAGAGGACGUGGGCUGUGACAAAACCACGGGCCAGUGCCUCUGCCUCCCGGGUGUCACGGGCCAGCGCUGCGACCGGUGCCAGCGGGGACACUGCAACCCCCACCCCAGGUGCCAGCAGUGCCACCCCUGCUUCCAAACCUUCGAUGGGGACAUCCAGCACCUGCUCCAGCGCCAGGCUGGCCUCAGCAACUCCACCUCCCACCUUCCCCUGGGCACCGGGGGGUCCCAAUUCAGCUCCCGCCUCUCCCAGGCAGAAAACAACGUGGAGCAGGCACAGGGCAUCCUCAGCAGCUCUCCUGUGACAGAGCAGAGCCUGGCCCGGGUGGGCAGCAUGCUUGCUGCUCUCAGAGAGCAGGUCCAAGGCAUAAAUCCUGACCUUCCUGUUCUGGAUGAGACUGCCUCUCUAUUGAGGGAGCUGGAAGCCCUCAACAGCAGCUUGUUUAUCACGAAUGCUCAGUAUCAGAGCAAGAAGAGUCAGUUUGAAGCCGGCCUCAGCACAGAUCUGUCAGGAGCCUUCAAGACAAUCAGAUCUGCUUACCAGACCUCUGCCAAUGCCAGCAGCCUCAUUGCUGGCACCUCGGGGAUGCUGGCUGAGUCCCGGCAGAGACGCAGGAAGGUGGAGGGGCUGGAGCAGGGCCUGGCUCAUUCCACCUCCAAGCUGCUGACCCUGAAGGGGCAGAUAGCCUCAUCUCCCAACCUGACCCCAGUCAUAAACCAGGUCUGUGGUGGUUCCCGAGUGGAUCCCUGCACCCCAGCCCGGUGCCAGGGGCUGCUCUGCCCUCCGGAUCCCGUCCCAUCCUGCGGUCCCACCCGGCCCUGCCACGGGCUCCUCCCUCUCUCCAGAGGAGCCCUCGGUACUGCUGGGGAGAGCAGCAGAGAGCUCCGCAGGCUCAGUACCCGGCUCCAGGACACAGCACAGCUGAUUAAAACAACAGAGAUGUCUGCAAGUCAGAUCCAAAGCAACACCCAGAGACUUGUGGACCAAAUGACAGCAAAAAGGACCCAGAUUGAAGGAGAGAUCCGUCGCAUCCAGCAGUUCAUCCAGCAAGUCCGAGGCUUCUUGUCAGACAAAGACAUGGACCCUGCCACUAUCCAGGAAAUCAGUGACUCUGUUCUCUCUCUACGUCUCCCCACGGAUGCUGCUGCAAUUCGGAGGAAAAUGACUGAGAUCCAAAAUUUGGCAACUAAGCUGCAGUGCCCAGAGAGCAUCCUCACCCAGACAGCUGAGGACAUUGCCAAGGCCAGGCAGCUGCAGCAGCAGGCAGAACAAGCCAGGAACCGGGCGAAUGCCAUGGAGGGCAGCAUAGAGGAGGUGGUUGGGAACCUGAGGAGAGCAAACACAGCACUCCUGGAGGCUCAGGGUGCUAUCAGGGGCUCUGGAUCUUCCCUCCGCUUCAUCCAGGAGCGAGUUGAUGAGAUUGAGGCUGUUCUUGCCCCAGCUGAGAAGAACCUGCAGUCCCUGGGGGCUCAGCUGGAGGGGCUGCUGGAGCAGCUCUCGGCGCUGCAGCGCGGGACGGACCAGAACCUCCUGCGGGCCACUGACACGCAGCAGAUGGCUAGUGAGACGGGCCAGCAGGCCAGGAACACACAGCAGGCUUUUGAACAAGUGAAGCAAAUGUAUGCUGAGCUGAAGGGAAAGAUGGAGCAGAGCUCAGCCCUGGGAGGACAGGGCAGCGUGGUGCAGAGCAUUGACCUGGAGGCACAGGCUCUCUUUGAGGAAACUUUGGCCAUGAUGCUCAGGAUGGAAACAUUAGAGAUGGAAAUUCAGGAAAACAACAAGGCCCUGAUGUCCAAGUCAUCCAGGCUGCUGGGCCUGGAGGAGAGGGUGGGAAGGAUCCGGGAUGCCAUCAACAGGAGAGUCGCCUACUACGAGAGCUGCUCCUGAGCAUUGCCCUCCUCCUCUGCACACACACUGGCUGCUGUGUUUAUCCCUAUUUCCUGGCUGGACUUCUCCUGUGCCUAUUGUCCCUAUUUUUAGCAAAUUGAGCUUCUGUACCUCUGGAAAAUAGCAGAGCCAAAGGAGCAGCCUCCUGGAGAGGGCUGACCUGGGCUGGACUGGCUGGAGCUGCACGGGGUUGGAGAUUGCAAAGAAAAACAACCCCAAAGCUGUUAUUUCUGAAGGGGUUUAUAAACCAAAGGCAUUACUUCUUCUUGUUUCAGUCCGUUCAAGCUCUUCUAGCUGAAUUUCACUGUUCAAAAUAAAAGCCUCGUGUGGGGCCUUUCAGC